CUCUUCGCUUGCAAAGAAGUUCAAAACUCAAAAUUAACAAAAUGUUCAAAUUGUUCGCUGUCUGCUUCUUGGCUGUCUUCGCUGUUGCCUUCGGUGCUGCUAAACCCGGUCUCUUGACUGCCCCAUUGGCUUACUCUGCACCAUUAGCUGCUGCUCCAGUUGCCGCUGCCUAUGCCGCUCCAUUCGCCGCUGCUUACUCCGCCCCUCUCGCCUACCCCGCAGGAUAUGCAGGUUACGUCGCACCCUACGCCAGCAGCUACUCAGCUCAUUCGAUUGCCCAUUCCGCUGCUUUCCCAGCUGCUUAUGCCGCUGCUCCAGUAAUCGCCGCCCCAGCGCCCGUGGUCGCUGCUGCCCCAGCUGUUGCUGUACUGCGCAAAUAAGCUUGAAAUAGGUGAAAUUUUAUAUUUGAGUCUGUGAUGAAAUUGAAAUUGAAAAUACGAUAUUACUAAAUUGCGUAUGUGAUAAUAUAAACUAAA
This is a messenger RNA of Bactrocera oleae (olive fruit fly), 476 nucleotides long. Its product is annotated as cuticle protein 16.5. NCBI's taxonomy places the organism in Eukaryota, Metazoa, Arthropoda, Insecta, Diptera, Tephritidae. The record is from RefSeq and is a predicted model, not a curated record.